GAUGUAGUCAGAUGUGUAUGGAGAGAGAGAGAGAAUCGAUAUUUGAUUUAUAAAAAGACCGAUCGCGACGAAUCGCUCUGUGGCGCGUUUAUCUCUCUCGACGUGAAUUUUGACUUUUUUCAACAUAGUAAUAUCUGGUCGACAAAAAGGAGAGAAAAGAAAUGGCAUUUUACGAUAAUCAACACUGGCUCCUGUCGCACAUCAGGGAUAGCUUUCUCGCUAUGGAUGACACAGGUAUGUGCGAAAUAGUAAUGCUCGGAGAAGAUAUUCCCAAGCAGUUGAAGGAAAAUGGAACGUUGCAAUGUUAUCCUGGUAUGGAGGAUAGCGAUGAUGAGGAUCUGGAUGCCCUAGCAGAAUCAUACGACAUACAAAUGGACAUGGAAUUUAGUCACAGACAGAGAUCCAAUACUGCACAGAGACUGGAAAAAAUGGAUAUAGAAAGGAAAAAAGCUGCAAAAGUUAAACAUGUCAAGUGGGAGCAUAAUCUUAAUGCUAUCACACCUGUAGACCAGUCAGAAUUGUUCCAAAGAAAAGACUUUCGUAGACAAGCAUUCCUGAGAAAGGGCCAGUCUCUCUUGUCAGAACAACUUGAAAAAUGUCCAAAUUUACCACAGAAUCCAUUCAAAGAUUAUGUCAAGUUUGACGGCAACGCACAAAUAGGCAUUCCUGUAAGAAAAUAUAGAAUAUUCAUGUGCAUGCUGCCAAAGGAAGAAAGGACGUAUCCACUUCAGGUGGUAGUGACAGCAACGGCGCGGGUGUUGGACUUUAUCGGGCUGAUUUGCUACAAAUAUGCAAGUGAACAUCCCGAUCAUAAUUUGAAGGAGGACAUUUCGCGUUAUGGACUAUACAUCACCGAGGACGAUGGCGAGGUUGACUGGGCCUUUCCCUGUUUGGACCCCCGAGAAACUAUCUCCAAGUUCGAAUUCACUACACUGGGUCUGAUCGAGAUGAAGCCGAGCGAUAGGGCGCGGCACAACACAUUUAGUUGCAUCGAGAAGAAAGACGAGGAGGACCUAGAACGUAAAGACAAGGAGCAGGAGGAGGUCGCGAAUGAUCUGGCUAAGAUGGAAGGUCACACUACUGCAAUGGAAGCACCAUUAUAUCAGUCAUACAGGGUAUACAUAAUUAAUAAGAUGCGAGCAAAGACUGAGAUUCAUCUUGGGAUAUCGGGUGAGAAGAUAGAAAUAGAUCCAGUUAUAACGGGUAAAGGUGCUGCCAGAUUUUGGAAUAGACAGCGGGCGGUCAGUUAUCAUAUUGACAACAUUGCUUGGUGUGAAGUGACCGAAACUAAGGGAUCAAAAACUAUGUUUACACUAGUUUAUACUCCGCAAUCUAGCGCUCCAGAUAACUUUCUAAGUCAAAGUCAUUCUCUUCAUCAAUCGGCAUCGUUUAAGAAUCACGAUUUUGAAGCGGAUUCAGUAACAGCUGAAGAAAUUGUACGAAAAAUUAAUCACAUUCUAGAAUUGCAUAGCAGCCAAUCUAGAAAGGAAUAUCUUGCACAAAAGGAAAGAAAAGCAGCAAGGAGGAAGAGUUUUCAUUUAUAUAGAUGACAGCUCUACUGGUUACUCUAUGUAAUCUUAGAUUAUCUGAAGCAUUGAAUAUUAAUACAACACGACAUGAUCGUACGAGUCGCCCUAAAACCAGAAAUACGAUCGAAUCAAGUAUCCAGAAUUUUGUUGACGUACCAGAAAAAUGGCAGAAAGUAGACGGUCAC
This is a messenger RNA of Camponotus floridanus (Florida carpenter ant), 1714 nucleotides long. It is a transcript of the gene Sin1, whose product is annotated as target of rapamycin complex 2 subunit MAPKAP1. Lineage: Eukaryota; Metazoa; Arthropoda; Insecta; Hymenoptera; Formicidae. Gene Ontology annotation, molecular function: phosphatidylinositol-4,5-bisphosphate binding. The transcript has 7 exons. The record is from RefSeq and is a predicted model, not a curated record. Gene Ontology annotation, cellular component: cytoplasm; plasma membrane; TORC2 complex. Bases 162 to 1550 code for a protein of 462 amino acids. Gene Ontology annotation, biological process: TORC2 signaling.